Messenger RNA from Phaeodactylum tricornutum CCAP 1055/1, 8379 nucleotides. RefSeq lists its product with no specific name. The record is from RefSeq and is a predicted model, not a curated record. Bases 1 to 8379 code for a protein of 2792 amino acids. The transcript has 12 exons. Lineage: Eukaryota; Bacillariophyta; Bacillariophyceae; Surirellales; Neidiaceae.
AUGGGGCGGGGGCAAGAAUCUCAACCCCGGACUGGAUUUUGUUGCCCCUCGCGGGAUGGAUCUUGUGCUCGCGACACGGUACCCAUUUCGUACACGGAACGCUGGUCCAAAACAAAGACUGCCGCACGGAAGCAAGGUCUACCUACUACUACUAACGGUAUCGAAUUCGCACAAACACGAUCGUCGAACGUCGGAGAAUCCCGACCCGCAUCCAUUAUUGCAGGCCUUACUAUUAGAUUCCGUACACGGUUUCGUAUUAUGAAAGACAUUUUUCAUUUGCGCAAGCACAAAGAGGAUGCGGACGAUCUUAGCAGCCCGAAAGAAUCCGCAGGCGGCUCGACGAACAGCAGUCCCAAUCGUUCACCCAAUAAAAUGACCAACGUAUUGACCGGAGUCACCAAGGUUGUCGGCAGUACGGUGACCAAGGCCAAGCAAGGAGUCGUCCCGGCAUUGGGCGGGUUCAACAACGCCGGACCGAAUACCGCCGUCGUCAAAGUUUCGGAACAGUGGGAUAUUCGCAUGCCACCCGUCAAGAAACACAUGAUGGGAGGGCAUAUGGUACCCACUAUGCGCAGUACGGUCGCCUUUUGGUCGCAGAAACAUCGUCGCGUCUCGAUGGAGAUUCGAGGACCGCCGGACGAUGCCGAAGGUAACGUUAAGCCCAGCGCGGCGGGGUUAAAGCGCAAGAAUCUGGAAGAUAACGAGUUUGUCGUGGUGCGAAUAUUGAAAGAAAGCAAAGGACAAGGGGAUCACGACUCUGACGACGACGAUGACCAGUCCGUUGUCCCAUCAGGGGCCGCGGACGAAGGAAAUAUGGUGGUGGAUCACAGUGGCAAACACUGGAAAACACACGGAACGUACCGUCUCGAAGAUAUUGAUAUUCUCAAAUCGCACGGCAAGACGGUAGAAAUGCGUCUCGGAUCGGGCAACGAAAUGGUGAUUCGCGACGUCAAGUUUGAAGGCGAAAAGGAGGCCAACGCCUUUGUCAAAAAUUUGGAACACUUAGGGACGUUGGAAAAAACUCGCGCCCGCCAACAGGUGGAGCUCUACAAGUCCAGUAGGACCGCCAGUGACUCAGCCAGGAAGGGUAUGUCGCGGGCUUUGGGACCCGACGGUAGCGACGGUGACGAAAAGAUUAACAUUCUCGUCGAAAUCGUCUCGGCGAUGGACUUGCCUGUGGCCGAUCUCCUUUCUACCGACGCCUAUGUGAUUGUGCGCAUGGGAGGAAGUGAAGUACAUCGCACGUCGGUUAUUUCCAAGAACCUCAAUCCGAUUUGGACGCUUUCGACGGGAUCACUCUUCUUGAUACAAAAGACACCGGAAGAGUUUUUUGGUGCCACGUCUGGGAUGAGCUUUCUCUUGAAGGAUUAUGACGCGUUUGGUGCUAAUGAUGUGUUGGGUCGUGUUAGCGUCUCGCUGGAUGAAGUGCUCAAGGCGACCGGAGAGCGAACGGAGUACGAUAUCGCCCCCGAUAAGCCCGGCAAGUCGGCAGCUGGCGAAACAGCUGGCAAAUUGUACUUGCGAAUCAAGCCAGCAACCCAAGAUGAUAUUGAGUUUAUGAAGGUUCUUCCCGCAAACGCCAAGAAAGGUGGAGUCUACAUCGAUGAGACCUAUCUUCCUCCCCGUCCUCCAAAUUCUAAGAUUCUCAAACGUAUGACGAAGCGUGGAGAGAAUCGCGAACAUUUGCACCGCGUGAAACCGUUCCCCGAUCCAGACCGCCCAGAAGAUCAAACAAAGUGGUUGACCGAAGAACAAAUAGAGAAGGAAGCCAUGAAGCCCUCGACCAAAUGGGUAGAGGCUGGAUCAGGCAGUUUGGGCAAGGUUUAUUUUGAGAUUCUCAAAUGUGAUAAAUUGCCAAACAUGGAUGCGACGACGCUGAACAUACGUGACAAGACUGAUGCGUUUGCGUGUAUCGCAUUUGAAGAUUGCCUCAUUAAUACGGAUGUUAUCGGUGACAGUCUGUCGCCCCGCUGGCCACACUGGUCGAGACGGGCCUUUGCAUUCAAUAUUGAUCACCCUUCGUCGGACAUGUUUGUUAGUGUCCUGGACUACGAUCCGCCAAUGGGUGUCGGACAGGUUGCCUCUCGAGCCACAUCGACAGUACAUGACCCAAUUGCCCGCUGUUUGCUUAAUGUGUCCAAGCUUUCGCCAAAUACGGUUUACACGAUGGAUUUUCCGCUCUUUUACGGAGAGCUUGCCGAGCAUCGUAAGAAGCAACGAGGAACCAUGACAGUGCGAAUGCGUAUUGAAUGGAACGAUAUUCGCGGUGCCAUGAUCAAGGGCAUCAAGCCUUCUAUCACUAACUAUGUAUCUUGCUCUAAGAUGAUUGACUACCAAGUAGCCCAUUACACAACCGAGGGGGUGCAUGAUUACAAUAAGUGGAGCAUGACGACGUUUACGAAGCAUAUUGAAGAGUUACAAAGCUAUGAGAAAGUCCUGCCUUACCUGCAAGAGGCGGGUAUGACGUUAUUGCUCUGGCGCGGUCAUCAUCCAGUUGUCGUCGCGGGCAAGACCUUCAAUCUGCCUUUGCAUUCAAUCACAGCUUUUGCAUGGGCCAUUCUUAUUUCGUGGAAUUUUAAUUUGUUCCCGUCUUUUCUUGUUUUUUCGAUUGGUUGGGCGAUGGUUGCGUCUUCCGAGUAUCAGCGUAAAACACCAUCGCCGUGGCAUCGUUGCCGCAGCUUUUUUGUCUUGUUCAACAUGUUGGCCACGAGCAAGACGCAGCCUUUUGUUAUCAAACCCAACCAGAAUAUAGAGGCCGUGAAAGCCUUCAACGAAGCCGCAGCCGAACGAGAAAAGCGUCAUCUCAAGCAAAAGGAAUUAGAGUUGAAGCACGACGAAGAAUUGCGGAAGGAGCUCGGAGAAGAAAUUAACGACGCUGAAGCCGGCGACGUGGAUAUAGCUACACAAAGCAAGAACCCACUCUCAGCACUGACGUCGUUGAAUCCUCUAAAAGGUGUCUUGUAUCCAAUUCAGUUGCAAUUGGGUCAAGGGGUUGUAGCGCUUCGUAUCGCCAAGAGCAUUUUUCUGUGGGAGGAAUCUUACUAUGCCUUUUGGAUUACUAUAGCGUGUUUUGCUGGAUCUCUUGUGAUUUGUUGGGUUCCAUGGGGCUGGGUUCUGCGUUGGAUCUUUAGAAUUGCAGUGCUUGUCAUCUCCGGGCCGUGGAUGAUGAUUGUUGAUCAAUAUUACUUUCGGGAAGACCCCAAUCUCACGGAGAAGGAAAGGGAGAACGCAGUGAAGGCUCGUCUCCAGUCCCGCUACACGGCCGUCUUACAGGCGGCGACAAACUAUCAGAUUCGGAAAGAACGGGCAAUCAAACUGAAAGAUAUGAAACGCUACAUGUUCGGAAAAUAUCUUUUGCGUGUUCCACGUUUCAUGGAAGACGAGUUCACCGAUAUUCCGCUACCUACUUCGUACGCGGAAGCCUACGAUCCAGACAAUGCCACUCCAGUGACUAUCGCGGAGCGCAAGUUUGGACAAAACCUGUCGGGUGACAUGAUUCCCGUUCGCGAGGUUCAGGCGGCCGAAGCGAAACAAGGGAGUGAUGGUUUGUCGGAAAGCAAGAAGCGAGGGUUUUUACGGGCGCGUAUGACGGAUGCCGGUAAAAUCAAGAACCAGGCCGAAAGAAUUCCCCUGUUGGGCAAGGCGUUUGGAAGGAAGUCAAAGGAAUACGAUUCUACCAAACAUUUUUCCUUCUGUGCGGCGAGAUUGCGAGAAAUUAUGGAUUACUACCCCGAGGAUUUGUUGGUGGGCGUUUUUCCGUUGGUUUUUGCCGUAAAUUCGAUUUUAGGAGAAGAAACGUUUACGAAGGAAGAUUCCAAGUCUUCGUCAUCCCAUCGAAGUUUGUUUGAAAAAUUUCUUGACGCCAUCGCCGCAUCUUUAAUCCAUGAUGGAGCCGAAGAGGGCGAUCGAAAACGAACAGUCUCUCUCUUUCGUUCGGAGGAUGAAUCAAGCGAUGACGAUGACACUUCCGACGGUCACUAUAGACGCAAAGGCGGAGGCGCCCUGUCGACAGGAAUUUAUUCCGGCUUUGGUCGCCGCAAUUUUGAUCCAUCGCGACUAAACAACGUGGCUUCCAAAACGGCGUACGCCAAAGCGCUACAGCACGGCGAAGGGUUCUUUGAACGGGCGCGCAUAGAGUCGGUCAGCACAAAACACGGAUUUCCUCCUUCAAAGGACCCUGAAGGCCACAGCAAUUUGGCGCAGUCAUUGCCGGCCGCACUUUCCACAAAAGACAACGCAAAGCUUAAGUCUCUGUUUGAGAAGCAUCCUUUGGACGGAAUUCUACCUUCGGGUUGGUUGGAAAAACAUGUUCAUGCGUUACCCAGUGUGAUACUAGUUGUUUGUACCGUUUCCUCGUCCCAAACCCAGCAAGAUCGGGCUGACAAGCAUUUGUACAACACAGUCGAACACUUGUACUACAGCUUAGUACCCAAGCGUCAGUGUACUAUCCACGUGAUUGGGCUUUUGCAAGACAACGUGACAAUCGCUCAGGGAGAUGGCUGGUGCCGAGCCGUGAACAACGAAAUGUUAGGAAAUGAGACCGGUUCGCGGUCCCACAAGCGUGUCGGUAUUCCGCCUCUGGAAGUUUCCAUUCUACGCACUGUUGCUGAUUUGGAAAGUAACGACACGGGAUUGCCGACGAGUGAUGCCUUGCGAGCUUUGCACCGACGCAUUCGCAGCUCCAGUCUACAGUACUAUCUGAGUCAAGCACGACGGACCAAAGAAAAGCUCGCAUUAUUGAAGCAGCUAAGCCAGCGAGGGAGCGGGCCGCCUGAGCCGUUGCUUCCCCUACUUAUUCGAUAUUGUUUUAAGAUUGCCAUAUUCUACGAAUUCCAAUGGAAGCACGAAAAGUCUCUGAAGUUCAUGUCAGAUGCCUAUCUCUACGUCACAACAUUCUACCAGUACUUGCAAUUAAGGCGUCGGAACAUUGCCUGCAUCCCUAAAACGUCGGAAAAGUUAUCGUCGCAAGACGCCAUCAACUUGACUGCAGACAACACAGACAUUAUCGGGAGUGGCUCCAAGGAUGAUCAAGGUUCUGAUAGUUUAUGUGAAUGGUGGUACACACCAUUACUAUCCCCGACCGAUGAUAUGGCACACCAAUGUCGGGCCGUGGCUGAAUGGUUGCACUUGAAGCUGCUUUUGGCCGGCUUUGUUUCAGGCACAACGGAAGGUCUACUGGCAUCGUCACAGCAGUGGCGUCAGCAUGUCCGCAUCUUCGCAACUAGACGGCGUCCUUUCCCUGUCAACGAGACUGCCGUAUGGUACGAUUGGGUAUAUAUUCUUCAACAGCGUGUCGUCCUGGGUCAACUUUUGGAGCGACACCCACCAAAAGUAUCUGAAUUAGCCAAUGGAGAGCUUCAGUUGCAAUUCUCGAUUUGGAAGUGCAGAGAGUCUGCUGUCGAAGCAUUGUUGGGUUUGGCUAAUGCACUGGAUUAUACAACGCCAACGGAGGACAUGCCAUUGUUGGAUCCCAUGCGAGCACGGUACGUAGGCCAACUGGACCCGGAAACAAUGCAAGCUAGACUCCGAGAGUUGAUGAGCGUGGAUCAUCGCGCAAAAGCCCUUGACCUCGUGCUUCAAGCCAUAAGUUCGUUCGAACAAGAGCUGGAAGAAGAGAAGCGUGGAUUUUUUGCCGAGGAUGUAUUCAGUGAAGGUUCUUCGAGUCGCACUGGUGCCCGACUUUACUAUUUGGCCGGAGGGAUACUGCUUGCCAAAGGUCGACACCAAGAAGCUGUUGGCCAGCUGCAAAAGGCUUCCAAGUUAUCCCGUGGCUGGCGUGAGCUAGAGCUGGCCAUCCGUCGCAUGCUGAUUGAGUGCUACGAAAGACAUUUACCGUCUGCAUCCGAAGCAAAGGAAAGCAGCCAAACAUUAGGGUCAAUGAUUUUGGAUUCAUAUUUCAAUGCGGAAAUGUCAUCCACUGACCUUCGCUGCGCACUAAAUCAUUUUGCGUCAAUAAAUGGCGGCAAUGUGCUUAGGUGGUACCACGAUACAAUUGAAGAAGACAAUCCAAGCUUACCCUUUUGCUUCCAGAUAACCUUUCCAAAUACCAUUUUCGCAACUGCUGGAGACACCGUUGACGCGUCAAUCCUCAUCAAGUCGAAUCUAGAUUAUGCUGUACACAUCAACUCAGUAACGCUAGUGAGUCUAGCUGGAGACUUACCUAUAGCCAAGCUUGAUCUUCUGGGAGCGACAAACGCGAGCGAAGGCGACCAAGGGAAAGGAAUAAUUGUUCAGCGAAAUUCGGAAAUUACAAUUUCGACAAGUGUAAAGCUGCCCAAGGAUGUGUCGGCAAUCGCGACUGACGACAGUGGAAACGGAGGGGAGACUCAAGGUAAAGCUGGUAAAGGUUCAUUUGCUAAAAGCGCCAGACCUCGAACAUCCGGCAUCACUUCAGCAGGCGGUGCUCGACUUGUGUCCGAAGAUCAACUUGUGCAAGGAAACAGUGUCUCGCAGGGAUGGAAUAUGCGCUUUUUGGGAGGCAAGCCCUUGCGUUGCGAUGGACUUAAAAUGACAUUCUACCCAGUCCAGGUAGAGAAGGCUAUUGGAGGGGAAGCCGUGACCUUUAUUGAGCUGUGGAUCGAGAAGAAGGAAUCUCGAACAGCUGCAAAUAUAAAGCGAACUCCAUUUGAGGAAGAAAAUUACAUUGCAUCAGCUUGGUCUAGACCUUGGGGUCUUCCGCUUUCCCGAGGACCACGCUCAAUUCGAGUUCUCGAUCCAACACCUCAACUAGUGAUACGCAAUUUAACAGAUCCGGUCACAAAAGGCACAGCUUUAGAAGGAACCGUAAACAGAACAGUGCUUCAACUGCAGGCUGGUCCUAGUGAGAUGUGCACAAACAUUGAGAUCAAGGUCUCAUGUUUUAGCGUUUUAGUUACUCCAAACGGCGCAACCAAGCGUCUGGUUUCCGUAAUCAAGUCGGAAGAAGAAGUGGACGGAUCCAUUAAUAUGAAUAAUCCAGCUUUCCGGACUCCUACAUUACUUCGACGCUGUCCUCAUGACGCAGAGCCUUCCAUAGCGGAACGUGGAUACAAAACUCCUCCAGGAUGGAGAUCUCUUGAAGCAACAGAGAGAUACAAGCUACCUUCUCUUCGAGGUGGAGAGGCAACACUUUUUAAUGUUGAUAUGUACCGCCCUGCUCCUUUUGUCAAAAACAGUUCUGCAAUCCAGGCAAAUGAUGUACUCGAUGGAUCUACAAUUGAUUAUAGUAUUUGUAAGACGGACUUUUAUGUUACUGUCACCUAUCAGCAAGAGAGACCUGCGGCUCACAGAAAGAAAGGAGGCCGUAGAACAGGCCGCCAAAAACCACAAAUGUCAAGAAGUGUCUCGGCAGCAACUGAAGAAGCCAAUCCGGUGGAGUGCGCUGUCACGGUUGACAAUGUUUCUAACUCAGUGUCUACUGAUCUUGUAUCACUGGAAUACAGUAGCUCUGUCAUAUGGACACAACCGCUCAUCGCAAAAUUCGCGUUGGGAACGAAGAAACAAAAUCAAUCAGGCAGUAGGCACCCCUCCAACUCUCUUUUGGUGGAGAUGUCUCAAAGGAAAGAUAAUGAUUCCGAAUUUUCCCUUAUUGAUGGGGAACACUUUGUCACGAAGUGUUCAUUGACAAUAAACGACUCCAUUGAAAGCCUACGAGCGGAACUUGUUGAAAUUCGCUUUGAGGACAACCAGGCUGACGAAGAGCCACUCAGACUGAAGUUACUGAAUGGACUUCUCAGAGAAAACAGCAACGUGUUAUACAAACCGACAACAGGGGAUCCUCUCCGCAAGCUUGGAGCCGAUUCCACUUUCUUGAUUUCAUAUGCCAUGGUGGCUCAGCUGAAGGAAGGAUUUGAGAAAGGAGGGGUGUCGGCAAAGCUUGGCUCUCUCCUGGUGGAUUGGAUACCGUCGGCUCUGAUACUUGAUAAUGCCUUCGAAAACAAAUUCGUGGGCACAUCGGGUUCACUUGUGCACGGACCACUUGCCAUGGGUGCACCUCUCACCAUACGUUUCCCCGGGCCACCUUGCUAUAUUGAAGGGCCUCCAUUUGAGACCAGACUCCAAGAUAUUGAUCCAGCACCGCAAGUCUCGAUUCCUUUUAGAGUUGCAUACGAGAUCUGUAAUUUGACUGGCCAGCAUCAAACCCUUACUAUCAGCAUGGAUCAAAGAGGUGAAGAUGGAGAAGAUGAUGCGCUUAGUUUGAGUGGACUUAUUGUUUCGGGCCUUCUUCACAGCGAGCUCUACCUUGCACCAAUGGAAAAGUCCACGUUCGCUUAUACCGCUCUUCCAGUAAGAGCAGGUAUGACGCGUCUACCGAGUCUUUGGGUAUCCUCUUUCCGGCAUAACGCAUGGGUCGUAAGGGAAGACGCAGGAAGUCAAAGACCGUUGUGUGUCCUUCCGUAA